Messenger RNA from Nylanderia fulva, 1476 nucleotides. It is a transcript of the gene Rpn7, whose product is annotated as regulatory particle non-ATPase 7. Gene Ontology annotation, molecular function: protein binding. Gene Ontology annotation, biological process: proteasome-mediated ubiquitin-dependent protein catabolic process. Gene Ontology annotation, cellular component: proteasome regulatory particle. NCBI's taxonomy places the organism in Eukaryota, Metazoa, Arthropoda, Insecta, Hymenoptera, Formicidae. The record is from RefSeq and is a predicted model, not a curated record.
CGACGUGUCGCAUCAAGACAUUUCUUAUCUAUGUUUAAGCGCCACUAGGAAAAGUGUCAGCUCAUUACAGAUUUUGGGAGCGUGUAUUAUUAUUAAAAGUUCGCAAUGCCAUUAGAGAAUUUGGAAGAGGAAGGUUUGGAGAAGAACCCGAACCUGGAAUUGGCACAAACUAAAUUUCUGCUAAGUCUUCCUGAACACAAGGAUGAUCCUAAUUUCAAGACAAAGCUCUUGGAUGCUAUCAAAAACGAAAAUAUGGCUCCAUUUUAUGAAGAAGUAUGUAAAGAUCUGGAUUGGCCAGUAGAUGAAACACUUCUUUCAACAAUGAAGGCACAUAAUGCGGAACAAUUAAAGAAACUUGAUGACGCUAUCGAAGAUGCUGAGAAAAACUUAAGCGAGAUGGAAGUUCGGGAAGCUAAUUUAAAGAAAUCUGAAUAUCUGUGUCGAAUAGGUGAUAAGGAAGGUGCAAUUUCGGCGUUUAGGAAAACUUACGACAAAACAGUAUCAUUAGGACAUAGACUAGAUAUUGUAUUUCACAAUAUUAGAAUUGGCUUGUUCUAUCUGGAUCAUGAUCAUAUUACGAGAAAUAUCGAAAAAGCUAAAAGUUUGAUAGAAGAAGGUGGUGAUUGGGACAGAAGAAACCGUUUGAAAGUCUAUCAAGGAACAUAUUGCAUAGCUGUUCGCAACUUCAAAGAAGCUGCAAACUUCUUUUUGGAUACAAUUAGCACUUUCACAAGUUAUGAACUUAUGGAUUAUAAUACAUUUGUGAGAUACACAGUAUACUUGAGCAUGAUAAGCCUUCCGCGCAAUGAACUGAGAGACAAAAUUAUUAAAGGAUCUGAAAUAUUGGAAGUUCUCCAUAGUAAUCAGGAUGUCAAGGAUUAUUUAUUCUCAUUGUAUAAUUGUCAUUAUGCAGACUUCUUUAAGAAUCUUGCACAUGUUGAAGGAUUGCUACGUCGAGAUUAUUUAGUAUUUCCGCACUAUCGAUAUUACGUUCGAGAAAUGCGAAUUCUCGCAUAUACACAACUAUUGGAAUCUUAUCGAUCUUUAACUCUCCAGUAUAUGGCUGAAGCAUUUGGUGUUACAGUGGAAUAUAUUGAUCAAGAAUUAUCGCGCUUUAUAGCAGCUGGACGACUACACUGCAAAGUCGAUCGCGUCGGAGGUGUAGUGGAAACGAAUCGACCAGACAGUAAGAACUGGCAAUAUCAGGCAAUGGUAAAGCGGGAUCUUUUGCUCAAUAGGGUGCAAAAAUUAUCGCGCGUUAUUAAUAUUUAAUGUCAUAUUAAUGUCAACAUAGUAUAUACGCUAUCAAAUUAAUAUUAAAACAAUUAAGAUCAAUUAUUUGAAUCUUCAUUGUAUAUCUAUUUUAAAGAGCCUGUUCAGUGUGUUCAGUUAUAGCAUAAAUUUUGUAACAAAGAAAGCUUAACACUUGUAUUGGAUUUUGUAAACAAGAUAUACAUACACAAUAUCUCUCAAAUA